UACCUGGAACGUGGUAAGAGACAAGUGCUACAGGUUGAUUCUUCUCCUGCACAAAGAAAAUGGGCUGUGAUCGGAACUGUGGGCUCAUUGCUGGAGCUGUAAUUGGUGCAGUCCUGGCUCUGUUUGGGGGUAUUCUCAUGCCAGUUGGAGACAUGCUUAUUGAGAAGACAAUCAAAAAGGAAGUAGUCCUUGAAGAAGGAACAAUUGCUUUCAAAAACUGGGUUAAAACAGGUACCACUGUGUACAGACAGUUUUGGAUCUUUGAUGUGCAAAAUCCAGAUGAAGUGGCGAAGAACAGUAGCAAAAUCAAAGUAAAACAGAGGGGUCCUUAUACAUACAGAGUUCGUUAUCUAGCCAAGGAGAAUAUAACUCAGGAUGUGGAGGACAGCACUGUCUCUUUUGUACAGCCCAAUGGAGCAAUCUUUGAGCCUUCACUGUCUGUUGGAACGGAGAAUGACACCUUCACAGUUCUCAAUCUGGCUGUGGCAGCUGCACCACAUAUAUACACAAACUCCUUUGUUCAAGUUGUGCUCAAUUCACUUAUCAAAAAGUCCAAAUCUUCAAUGUUCCAAACAAGAACCUUGAGAGAGCUGUUGUGGGGUUACAAGGAUCCAUUCUUGAGUUUGGUUCCAUACCCUAUUUCUACCACAGUUGGUGUCUUUUACCCUUACAAUGAUACUGUAGAUGGAGUUUAUAAAGUUUUCAAUGGAAAGGAUAACAUUAGCAAAGUUGCCAUAAUUGAUUCCUAUAAAGGAAAAAAGAAUUUGUCCUAUUGGCCAAGUUAUUGUGACAUGAUUAAUGGCACAGAUGCAGCCUCUUUCCCACCUUUUGUUGAGAAGUCUAGGACAUUGCGGUUUUUUUCCUCUGAUAUUUGCAGGUCCAUCUACGCUGUGUUUGAAUCUGAUAUUGACCUUAAAGGAAUCCCAGUGUACAGAUUUAUUCUUCCAGCCAAGGCCUUUGCAUCACCACUCCAGAAUCCAGAGAAUGAGUGUUUCUGCACUGAAAAGGUCAUCUCGAAUAACUGUACUUCAUAUGGUGUGCUAGACAUCAGCAAAUGCAAAGAGGGAAAACCUGUGUACAUUUCCCUUCCACAUUUCCUACAUGCAAGUCCUGAUAUUUCAGAACCUAUUGAAGGCUUAAAUCCAAAUGAAGAAGAGCACAGGACGUACUUGGAUGUGGAGCCUAUAACUGGAUUCACUCUACAAUUUGCAAAACGACUGCAGGUCAACAUACUGGUCAAGCCAGCCAGAAAAAUCGAAGCAUUAAAGAAUCUGAAGAGAAAUUAUAUUGUACCUAUACUUUGGCUUAAUGAGACUGGAACUAUUGGUGAUGAGAAAGCAGAAAUGUUCAGAAAUCAAGUGACUGGAAAAAUAAAGAUGCUUGGUCUAGUAGAAAUGGUCUUGCUUGGGCUUGGAGUGGUGAUGUUUGUUGCUUUUAUGAUUUCAUACUGUGCUUGCAGAUCCAAGAAUAGAAAAUAAGUAAUAAAUGAGACUACAUUUAAGCACCGGAUACAUAAAGAUUUUUGAUAAAAGACAAUCUACAAAUGAAUACUUAAUAUAUGCUUUGAUUUUACAAAAGACACCUAUCUUUAGUUAAAGAAAUGAUGGUGCGUGCUCUCUCUCUCGCUCCUUCUCUUCCUAUAUAUAUAUAUUUAUAUGAGUGUAUAUAUAUAUAUAUAUAUAUAUAUUCACUAAGCCAAAGCAUAUUUCAAAAGGAUUAAUGUGACACUAUAGCCUAUAUUUUUCAUAAAAUCCAGUACUUUGUAAAGUCCAUGAUUUAUAACCCUGAGUGGACUUCAGUUUCUAUAAAACCAAUUUUUUGUUUGGUUCUGAUUUAUUGUUGCACUCCAUGAUGGCAAAUUUCAAAAGUGUACAUUCUAAGCAAUUUUUCUUUUCCUUUUUUGAGGUGAGGGUGUCACCUUCAUAUACAGCAAAUGUACCUUGGGACUGUCAACAUAAAAUAUAUCAUAAGCAUGAAAUAUUUGGAAAGAUAUUUAAGAAUGGAAAAUGAACAACAGGCAUAUGAGUCAUUAACAAUAUAUUGUUUUUCUCUUUCAUGCUAGAGUCCUUGGUGCAACUAGGUCAGAUAUCACAGUGAUUUUUUUUUUUACUUCCUAACACUGAGCUCAUACAUUUUGUCUCUUGCCAUAAAAUGUACACUUUUUUUGCACACUUUUGCUCUUCUUAAAUAAAGUUAUCGUAUUAGGUCCUGCAUAGCUCUUUCAAAAACUGAGUAGGUUUUCCUCUUUCUGCUCUGCUAAACUAAUGCAACCUUAGAGAGUUGUUAUAGUAUGGAGAUGUAAAUGAUAAUAAAGGAAUUACUUUAAGGAAUAUUAUAAAAACUAGAAUGUACCUACAAUGUAUUUGUGGUAAUAUCUUCUGCUUUCAUAGUUACAAAAGAAAUGACUGGUUUCUAAUAUUAAAAGAUGUUGCUCUUUAUAUAUAAA
Messenger RNA from Phodopus roborovskii (desert hamster), 2446 nucleotides. It is a transcript of the gene Cd36, whose product is annotated as CD36 molecule. Gene Ontology annotation, molecular function: low-density lipoprotein particle receptor activity; scavenger receptor activity; low-density lipoprotein particle binding. The coding region runs from base 60 to 1478 and encodes 472 amino acids. Lineage: Eukaryota; Metazoa; Chordata; Mammalia; Rodentia; Cricetidae. Gene Ontology annotation, cellular component: caveola; cell surface; cytoplasm. Gene Ontology annotation, biological process: low-density lipoprotein particle clearance; lipid storage; long-chain fatty acid import into cell. The transcript is spliced from 13 exons. The record is from RefSeq and is a predicted model, not a curated record.